AUGACUACUGAACGAAGACCUGCUUCUACUCAUAACUUUGUUUCUGAAGCUACCCUUCCUUCUCAAGUAUAUAAAGCAACUUACUCAGGUGUUCCUGUCUGGGAGUUUCGAGUGAAAGGUGUGGCUGUAAUGCGUCGAAAAAAUGAUGAUUGGCUUAAUGCAACUCAGAUUUUAAAAGUUGCCAAUUUUGAUAAGCCACAUAGGACAAGAAUAUUGGAACGUGAUGUACAGAGAGGUGAACAUGAGAAAGUACAAGGAGGAUAUGGAAAAUAUCAAGGAGUAGAUUUAGCCCAACGUUAUAAAGUUAGAGAAUUGUUACGACCACUAAUAGAUUUCAGUCCUUCGUCGGAAAGUCCACCGCUCGCACCAAAACAUGUUACUGCUGCGUCCGCUAGACCCAAGAAAGCACGCGAACCCAAACAACAAAAAGCUAAAUCCAUUAAAACUCGUUCUUCAAAGAAAGGAAAAGGAAAGACAAACGAGCUUGUUGAAGAAUUAAUAUUGUUUGAUACAGACUUGCAAAGUAACAACAAUGAAACUGUUAGCAUUGCAUCAUCAAAUAACAUUACAGCAUCACCCACCAUAUCACCAAUCAUGUAUGACACAACAGAGUUUGAUGAACAUUAUAAUAGUCCAACAAAUCCGAGGAAAAGAACCAGCUCGCUUGAUAACAACACUCGUCAAGCCAAAAUGUCCAAGCUGUCAAUGGCAGAAUCUGUUUUAGCAACAUCCUCUUCACCCUCCUUUUCUACUCCAAUGUCUGCUGCUAAUCAAUUUAUUGAGGUGUUAUUGGCAUAUUUCACUUCAAAUUCAAAUUUAAUUCCAAGUUUUGUUAUAAGCCCACCACCUGACUUUGAUGCUAAUUUAGUAAUCGAUGCGCAAGGCCACACUUCGCUUCAUUGGGCUGCUGCUAUGGCUAAUAUUGACAUGGUAGCUUUGCUAAUUAAAGCAGGUGCUGAUACUGAAUGUGUUAAUAUUAUUGGUGAGACUGCACUCAUGAGAAGUGUCAUGUUUCCGUAUAAUUAUCAAAACGGAAGCUUCAAUGAUAUUGCACAACUUUUGGCAAGUAGCAUUGGUAAUAUUGAUUCUUGCGAUCAGACGGUAUUUCAUCAUAUAGCACUUUUUGCAAAUAAUGAUGAUAUGCAAGAAGGACCUGCAAAGUAUUAUUUAAAAACUUUAAUUUCACAUCUGAACCAAAGCCCUAAUGAACGGUACCGAAAAAGUAUUUUAAAUAGACAGAAUACCGAUGGAGACACAGCUAUCAACAUUUUAGCAAAAGCAAAAAACAGAGAGUUUGUUAAAUUACUUUUCUGUGCGGGCGGGGAUCUUUAUAUUUGUAAUAAAGAGAACAAAAAUGCUGAACAUUAUUUCUGUGAAAUUGAUACUAAUUACUCACCAACGAUAACAUAUCAACAUAAUUCCUAUUCUCGUCAACAAACACCAAUCAAUCUACAAAGUUCAUCGUCAUCAAAUAUCUCCAAUGGCACUUCUUUUGGACAUGUAAUCGAAUCACCAUUAAUUACUGCAAACAAUAAGGUUUAUGCUGUUGCACCCACAAUAGAUUCUUUUGUUUCUAUUGGUAAAAAAAUUUUAGAAGAUUAUUGUUCUCCUUAUAUCAGUGAGCUCGAGAGUAAAGAUAAUGAGCUUUUUUUAUGCAAUAAUAAAUUAAAAUCAAUUGAAGACGAAAUCAAGUCUGCCAAUCUUAAAGUUAAAGAAAUGAAAGAAAUCAAUAAAAAAUUACCAGAAAAAAAAGAACGUGUGCAAGGAUUGAUUAAGCUUAUAAAAGAAAAGAUCGAAAAACGUAAUCAACAAAGACUGGAUAGCUUGUUAACCGAAGAAUUAAACAAGACUUCAUCGUCACCAAAAAAUAAUGUUGAAAUAAAUGAAAGCAAUUAG
Messenger RNA from Entrophospora sp. SA101, 1896 nucleotides. The record is from the annotation of a GenBank genome assembly. NCBI's taxonomy places the organism in Eukaryota, Fungi, Glomeromycota, Glomeromycetes, Entrophosporales, Entrophosporaceae.